Molecule: messenger RNA, 5572 nt
Organism: Dicentrarchus labrax (European seabass)
Lineage: Eukaryota; Metazoa; Chordata; Actinopteri; Moronidae
Gene: thbs2a
Product: thrombospondin 2a
Exons: 23
Coding region: 330-3887 (1185 amino acids)
Biological process (GO): negative regulation of angiogenesis; cell adhesion
Cellular component (GO): extracellular region
Molecular function (GO): protein binding; calcium ion binding
Source: RefSeq, a predicted model, not a curated record
AACUCUGUCUCUUAACAACCGACCUCAAACUGUUCGUACCCAAAAGAGUUUUGAUUGACAGGCACUCUGCGAGCCUCUAUAUAAAGAGGAGGGAGGCGAGUGCCUCAGUCACUGUUGCGCCUGAAGUCCUCCAGCCUGUGGAUGUAGUGCACCAAAGUGGACUUUACGGUUUUUACGCACGACGUUUACAGGAGAUACCACUUCUAAUUCCUUAAAUCACCGGCUCAAUUCAUCAAAUAAGUUCCUUUUCCACCCCGAUUACAACUUUUUUAAUUUUUUUAUUGUCGGAUAUCUGACUGAGUUUUUAAAAACUGCAUUCGUCAGGAGAUAUGAUACUCAGGAGAAGUCUCUUCUUGCUGCUCUUAUCAUUUAAUGUCCUCCACGCGUUACCUCAAGAUGGUGAGCAGGAGGAUGAGACAUCAUUUGACUUGUUUGAAAUCAGCCACAUCACACGCAAAACUCUGGGGGCCAAACAGUUCCGGGGCCAAAACUCGGAUGCCCCUGCUUACCGCUUCAUCCGCUUCGACCACCUGCCCCCUGUGAGCCCCCCCAUACUAAAACAAAUACUACGACAGAUCCAAAACAAUGAGGGCUUUGUGUUUGUGGCCAACAUACGCCAGGACCGCGCCUCACGGGGCACCCUGAUUGGUUUGGAGGGUCCUGAUGGCCAGCGGCAGUUUGAGAUUGUGUCCAACGGACGGGCCAACUCUCUGGACCUGGUAUACUGGGUGGACGGCUCCCAGAACGUGGUUUCAUUCGAGGAUGUGGACCUGUCUGACUCACAGUGGAAGAAUAUCACACUUCAUGUUCAUGGGGAAAAUGCAAACCUGUUUGUGGGCUGCAGCCUGAUAGACAGCUUCAUCCUGGAUGAGCCUUUCUAUGAGCACCUGCAGGCUGAAGGAAGCCGCAUGUAUGUUGCAAAGGGAUCCAUCCGGGAGAAUCAUUUCAGGGGUCUUCUGCAGAAUGUGCGUUUCAUCUUUGAGACCCCAGUGGAAGACAUCCUGCUGAGCAGAGACUGCGAGUUUGCUAAAACAGAUGAUGCGAAUGUUGUGAGCGAGAGCACAGAAAUUGUGGACGUGAGUCCCUCUAUCACUACAAACAUUAUAGGUCAGAAGACGGAUGAGACUGGCUCAGAUAUGUGCGAACGCUCCUGUGAGGAACUUAGCACCAUGUUCCAGGAGCUCAAAGGCCUACGUGUUGUUGUCAGUAACCUUAUUGAUGGCUUGCAAAAAGUGACAGAGGAGAACACAGUCAUGAAGGAGGCCCUUGGGAGGAUGAAAAACUCCACAGAGAAAAACAUGUGCUGGCAGGAUGGCCGCCUGUUUGACGAUAAGGAAGACUGGGUUGUGGACAGCUGCACCAAAUGUACCUGCCAGGAGUCAAAGAUUGUGUGUCACCAAAUCACAUGCCCCCCAGUGGCCUGUGCCAGCCCAACAUUCGUCGACGGCGAGUGCUGCCCCGUGUGUUUGCCUCGAGACCGCGAGGAUGGCUGGUCCCCCUGGUCAGAGUGGACAGAGUGCACAGUCACCUGCGGGACAGGAACUCAACAAAGGGGCCGGUCUUGUGAUGCAACCAGUAACCCUUGCCCCGGACCGUCUAUCCAGACCCGCAAGUGCAGCCUGGGCAAAUGCGAUAGCCGUGUUCGCCAAGACGGAGGGUGGAGUUUGUGGUCGCCUUGGUCGUCCUGCUCGGUGACCUGUGGAGAAGGACAGAUCACCAGAAUACGACACUGCAAUGCUCCCGUGCCACAGCUUGGGGGCAAAGACUGCGAGGGAAGUGGGAGAGAGACUCAGCGCUGCACUGCCAAACCAUGUCCCAUUGAUGGUGGUUGGGGUCCUUGGUCUCCAUGGGCAACCUGUUCAGCAACAUGUGGAGGGGGAGUCAAAAGUCGGAUGCGUGAGUGCAACAGCCCUCAACCUCAGCAUGGCGGCAAUAAGUGUAUCGGGGAGGCCAACGACAAUGACAGCUGCAACAAAAAAGACUGUCCUAUUGAUGGCUGUCUGUCUAACCCAUGCUUUGGUGGAGUGGAUUGCAACAGCUCUCCAGAUGGUUCCUGGGAGUGUGGCCCAUGCCCUGCUGGUUUCCGUGGAAAUGGUACCCACUGUGAAGACAUUAAUGAGUGUGACAUGGUGUCUGAUGUUUGCUACAAAGUAAGUGGAAUGCAACGCUGCGUCAACACCGAUCCAGGUUUCCACUGCCUGCCCUGUCCGAAGCGCUACAAGGGCACCCAGCCUUUCGGUAUGGGUGUGGAGGCGGCCAAGAAGAACAAACAGGUGUGCGAGCCAGAGAAUCCAUGCAAGGACAAGACCCACAACUGUCACAAAUAUGCCGAAUGCAUCUACAUCAGCCACUUCAGUGACCCCAUGUACAAGUGUGAGUGUAGGACCGGUUACGCUGGAGAUGGCUUCAUUUGUGGAGAAGACUCAGACUUGGAUGGCUGGCCCAAUCAGAACCUCGUGUGUGGUGCCAACGCCACUUAUCACUGCAAGAAGGAUAACUGCCCUAGCCUUCCCAACUCUGGACAAGAAGACUUUGACAAAGACGGUCAAGGAGAUGCUUGUGACAAGGAUGACGACAACGAUGGAAUUCUAGAUGAGAGGGACAACUGUCCCCUCCUUUACAAUCCUCGCCAGUUUGACUUUGACAAGGAUGAAGUUGGCGACCGCUGCGACAACUGUCCCUAUGAACACAACCCUGCUCAAAUAGACACCGACCACAAUGGAGAAGGGGAUGCUUGCGCAGUGGACAUUGAUGGCGAUGAAAUUCUGAAUGAAAGCGACAACUGCCCCUAUGUGUACAACACUGACCAGAAGGACACUGACAUGGAUGGAGUUGGUGACCAGUGUGACAACUGUCCAUUGCUGCACAACCCUGACCAGACCGAUGUAGACAAUGACCUGGUUGGAGACCAGUGUGACAAUAACCAGGACAUUGAUGAAGAUGGCCAUCAGAACAACCUGGACAAUUGUCCCUAUGUGGCCAAUGCCAACCAAGCUGACCAUGACAAGGAUGGCAAAGGAGACGCAUGUGACUAUGAUGAUGAUGAUGAUGGUAUACCUGAUGACAAGGACAACUGCAGACUGACACCCAAUGCAGACCAGCUGGACUCUGACGGCGAUGGAAGAGGGGAUGCCUGCAAAGAUGACUUUGACAACGACAAUAUUCCAGAUAUUCUUGAUGUGUGUCCGGAGAACAAUGCCAUCAGUGUCACAGACUUCAGAAAGUUCCAGAUGGUCCACUUGGAUCCUAAGGGAACCACUCAAAUUGAUCCCAACUGGGUGGUCAGACACCAGGGCAAAGAGCUGGUUCAGACUGCCAACUCUGACCCAGGCAUUGCAGUAGGUUUUGAUGAAUUCAAUGCUGUGGACUUCAGUGGGACGAUGUACGUGAACACGGACAGAGAUGAUGACUAUGCAGGCUUUGUGUUCGGCUACCAGUCAAGUGGGCGUUUUUAUGUAGUGAUGUGGAAGCAGAUCACACAGACUUACUGGGAGGACAAGCCUUCCAAGGCCUUUGGCAUUUCUGGCGUUUCACUCAAAGUCGUCAACUCGACCACUGGCACCGGAGAAAACCUCAGGAAUGCUUUGUGGCACACGGGCAACACUCCCGGACAGGUGCGUACUCUGUGGCAUGACCCCAAAAACAUUGGUUGGAAGGAUUACACAGCUUACAGGUGGCAUCUCAUCCACAGACCAAAGACUGGUUUUAUAAGAGUUGUGGUCUAUGAAGGUAAACAGAUCAUGGCCGACUCAGGGCCAGUUUAUGACAAGACGUUUGCCGGAGGAAGGCUAGGCUUGUUUGUCUUCUCGCAAGAGCUGGUGUUCUUCUCCGACCUCAAGUAUGAGUGCAGAGAUAAGCCGGAGUUUCCCACAGUGUUCACAAGAUAACUGAAUCAAGCCUGAUAGAAAAACAUCAGAAGGCAAAAGACAAGAAUCUCUCAAAGUAAACAUCAUGUCAUCGCUAAAUCCAUUUCAACGUAAAUGAGACUUUCCAUACUUUUCUGUGUUUUGCCUUGAUCCAUCCACUGGAGAGGAAACCAUGGCCGAUUUCAGUUUUCCUGUUGAUACGUUUCCCAAGCUGGGAAAGAAAAGUUGACGAGAGUGGACAAGUUUUAAAAAAGCCUCGGCAGAUUAUCUAAUUAUAACUAGUGUACCUAUGUCUACAUUUUAAAGGAUUCAUUGUACAACCACUUACAUGCUGUAUGUGCUUUCCUACAGUUUCUUACCUUCUACAACUUGUAAGUGACUCGGAUGUUCUCUAUCUUUGGCUCAUUCAUGGCUUCUGUUUUUCCCGAAAAACUCAAAAAAUCAUAAAGUGUCUGACAAACAUAAACUGUAACCAAAGCAUAAUCAUUUAGCUGUCUCAAGUCCAUUACUAUUUCUCCUCAUUAUUUUCAUCCUGAAUGUGUUUUCUUUUUCUUUUUUUACGGAGAACUUGAGUGAACAAUUUAAAUAAGCCAUUUUAGUAAGUGCCAAAGAUGUUUAUACUAAGUCUGUAUUAUAAUUCCUUUUGUAAAUUAUUUAUGCUCUGCUUGUUUUGUUUGUUUGCAUUUUUUGCUAGAGUUUGUAAAUAAUUAUUUAUUUGUUUACACUGACAAAACGCAUAAUUGAAUAUCACAAACGUCAAGAUAACACAUUAGUAUUGCAAGAUUUUUUUGUGUUGUUAUGCACUUCCUUGUUAGUUUUUCAAAUCUUUCAGAUAAACUGUAGUGUAAAGCUUUGGAGAGGAUAAACAUCAGCUGCUUUUAAGUAAUCACAUACAUAAACACUGCAUGCUGUGUUUAUAUAUGUGACAGUACCUGCCAAAGAAAGUUAAUUCUGGUAGUAUGUGUAUGUUAAAAAAAAAAGCCACUGUGUUUAUUUUCUUAGCUGUCCAGACAGGGCGUCAUUGUCCUCUAAGUGAUAUAACACUUUGGUACAUGUGGAACAUUUUUCAAUGCUCAUACUCUACGUCUUUAGGAGCUUAGAAAUCUCCAUCACCUAGAUUGGUUGCAAAUUGGGCUACUGGCACUGUAGCGACCACCCUUUUCUUACAUGAUGUUGAAACGCUUUUUAUGUGUAACACAAAGAAAAGAAACCAGAUCAAGGUAAUAACAUCAGCUUAAAAGGUAGUUAGAUAAAUAGAUCUUCAGUUUAAGUGGCAGUGGCCUAGUAAAUCAAGUGUACCAAGCAGUAAUUGACAUAUCACAUCAACAUCUGAGACAAAAACAUUGAAAAAAAUUUAUACAGAUUACGUUUUCAUUCAUAUGUUAGUCCUAAGUAUCACUUAUGGAUGUUGUGAAACGUUAUAGUGUUGGUUGAAAAGGAAUCCGGAUGACGGUGUCCAAAAACAAAGUAUGACUGUGUGACUGUAUAGUGUGGGAUCGAGGACAUGUUAGUGUACAACCUUGUUGUCAUUAGUCUGUAUAGCAUUCGUGUUCUUUCAUUUUUGGUUUCCAUCUUGUUCAUUUUGUUGAGAGUUUGCAAUGCACAAAAUGUAAAUUUUUUUUGUAUACUUGUGUUGUUAGAUAUACAUUUUCUACAAACAUUAGUGUAAGAUUGUUCUGUUUCAUAAAUAAAUCACUUGUACACCA